Molecule: messenger RNA, 957 nt
Organism: Closterium sp. Naga37s-1
Lineage: Eukaryota; Viridiplantae; Streptophyta; Zygnematophyceae; Desmidiales; Closteriaceae
Source: the annotation of a GenBank genome assembly
AUGUCCAGAUCUACUUCGACGAAAUUCUCGAUGCAGGGAACUUUGUCUGUUUCUGCGGCGACGGGGCGGCCAACUUUGACUCGGUCUGUGGCGUUUAAACGUAUGACGGUGACGGUGGGCGGGAGGAACGCGUGGCAGUUGCUGUUUGAUCGCAAGCUGCUGCUGCUCAUUCCGCUGCUCUUCUACUCGGGCCUGCAGUCUGCUUAUAUCAGUGCGGACUUCACGCGAUAUGUGGUGCAGCCGCUGCUCAAAACCAUGUUCUGCCCCAUCUGCAUCCUUCUCAACCCAUCUCCGCUGCUGGGAGCGCAGUGGAUGGGCGGAGCCAUGAUGGUCUUUGGAGUCGCCAUUGCAGUCGUGAGUGCACUGGAAGCAAAUCUACCACCAUUGCCCUCGGGUCUUCGCUUCGCCCAUGGGCUCGCAGCCAUUCGCCUCAUGCUCAUGCUGGGUGCGGCCGCCCAGAUAACCGUGCUCGUGCUCACAUGGGUCUUCCAGACCAGGAUGCAGCGUGCAGGCAUUGGAGCGCGUGGAGCAGCGCUGCCUGCUGUCUCCUCUGCUUCCUCUCAAGCCCUCACUCUCACUCGCCCAUUUCCACCACCGAAAAUCCCCCACGGCCCCUCACGGGAUGCGUCAUAUGCACCUUGGAGCGCGUGGAGCAGCACUGCCUGCUGCCUCCAUCUGCUUCCUCUCAUGCCGCCUGCAAUCCUUUCACUCACCCCCUCCCACGAUCUCCUCCCUUCACCAUUGGUAUCCCUCACAGGACGCAGCGACGCAGCAUACGCGCAUUGGAUUGCGUGGAGCAGUGCAGCCUGCUCCGCCUACUUCCUCGCCAGCCCAUACAUCGCCACACCCAUCAAGAACUCCCUCCUCCUCGUCGUCUGCCCUCUCUCUGUUAUGCUUGCUGCUGUUGCGGUCAAGAUUAGACCACCAGGACAGGCGAAACCGUGCGAGGGGGUGUGA